CAUUAAGCUUUUACUGUUAGUCCACAGUUACAGUGUUUAGGAAAGAUUCUCUUAUACUUGCAAUGAAUUACUUGUGUUUUAAGGCAAAAAUUAAUUAUAAAGCUAUGACUAGAGUGAUUGUAAGAUUCUGUUCACCUUUCAAAUAAUUAUUUCCUUCUUUUAUUGGUCAGUUUUGCUGACGUCAUAAGACCAUAAUCAAAGGUUAUGAAGGUAAUCCCUUCUCAAUUUUGAUUCUCUGCCAGGGCGCAGAAGCAGAAGGAUCCCGCCUACGGCGCAUGUGUGAGGAUAGGGUAGUUUGACCUUGUGUUUUGGGAUUGUCCGCUUCAAGUUCAUCAUCGGGUGGGCGGGAUCAGUGUGCUACCGGUGUUGGGUCGUGAGCGGUUGGCGGGGUCACUCUUUUGCAGUGAUCCGCGGGGUGUUGGUCGAGGACUGGAAUCUACAUCGCAAUCAUGUCGAAAGUUCACCCAACUAUGAGUGAUUAUGAGCGGCGCAAGCAAAUUAGUGUGCGUGGUAUGGCACAAGUGGAAAACGUGGCAGACAUUAAGAAGACCUUUAACCGACAUGUGCACUACACUCUAGUCAAGGAUCGCAACGUGGCGACCACGAGAGACUACUAUUUUGCCUUGGCACAUACAGUUCGUGAUCACCUGGUCUCAAGGUGGAUAAGGACUCAACAAAACUACCAUGAGAAGGAUCCAAAGCGAAUCUACUACCUGUCAUUGGAGUACUACAUGGGACGGUCGCUCCAGAACACCAUGGUCAACCUGGGCAUUCAGAGCGCCUGCGACGAGGCGCUGUACCAGCUCGGCCUGGACAUUGAGGAGCUGGCAGAAAUGGAGGAGGACGCCGGCCUGGGUAACGGCGGACUGGGCCGGCUGGCCGCCUGCUUCCUCGACUCGAUGGCCACCAUCGGACUGGCCGCCUACGGCUACGGCAUCCGCUACGAGUACGGCAUCUUCGCGCAGCGCAUCAAGAACGGCGGCCAGGUGGAGGAGCCGGACGACUGGCUGCGCUUCGGGAACCCGUGGGAGAAGGAGCGGCCCGAGUACCUGCUGCCGGUCGGCUUCUACGGCCGCAUUGACGACGGCAAAUGGAUCGACCGGCAGCUGGUGUACGCUCUGCCGUACGACACGCCCAUCCCGGGCUACGGCAACAACGUGGUCAACACACUGCGCCUCUGGUCGGCCAUGUCAGCCGCCAGUUUCAACCUCCAGUUCUUCAACAACGGUGACUACAUCCAGGCGGUGUUGGACCGUAACCUGGCCGAGAACAUCUCGCGCGUGCUCUACCCCAACGACAACUUCUUCGAGGGCAAGGAGCUGCGUCUGAAGCAGCAGUACUUCAUGGUGGCCGCCACCGUGCAGGACGUGAUGCGCCGGUUCAAGUCGUCCAAGUACGGCACCAAGAUCCCGCGCCGCACCACGUUUGAGGAGUUCCCGGACAAGGUGGCCAUCCAGCUGAACGACACGCACCCGUCGCUGGCCAUCCCCGAGAUCAUGCGCGUCUUCAUGGACGAUGAGGGUCUCGGUUGGGAUGAGGCGUGGGACCUGGUGACGCGCACGUGCGCCUACACCAACCACACGGUGUUGCCGGAGGCGCUGGAGCGCUGGCCGGUCAGCAUGCUGGAGAACAUGCUGCCCAGACACCUGGAGAUCAUCUACAAGAUCAACUGGAAGUUCCUCGAACAGGUGAACCACCGGUGGCCGGGUGACCUGGAGCGCCUGAAGCGCAUGUCGCUGGUCGAAGAGGACGGCGAGAAGCGUGUCAACAUGGCCCACCUGGCCAUCGUCGGCUCGCACGCCGUCAACGGAGUGGCCGCCAUCCACUCGGAGAUCAUCAAACGCGACAUCUUCAAGGACUUCAGCGAGAUGUGGCCGGACAAGUUCCAAAACAAGACGAACGGCAUCACGCCGCGCCGCUGGCUGCUGCUCUGUAACCCGGGGCUCUCGGACGUCAUUGCCGACAAAAUCGGCGAGGACUGGAUCAUCCACCUGGAGCAACUGGAGAAGCUGAAGCCGCUGGUGUCCGACGCCGGUUUCGUGCGCGCCGUCCAGAAGGUGAAGCAGGAGAACAAGAUGAAAGUGGCGCAGAUGCUGACAGAGCAGUACGGCGUCCAGGUCAACUCGGCGUCCAUGUUCGACAUCCAGGUGAAGCGGAUCCACGAGUACAAGCGGCAGCUGCUCAACUGCCUGCACGUCAUCACCAUGUACAACCGGAUCAAGAAGAACCCAUCGGCGCCGUUCGUGCCGCGCACGGUGAUGGUGGGCGGCAAGGCGGCGCCCGGUUACCACAUGGCCAAACAGAUCAUCCGACUCAUCAACUGCGUGGGCGACAUCGUCAACAACGACCCCGUGGUCGGCGACAAACUCAAGGUGAUCUUCCUGGAAAACUACCGCGUCACGCUGGCCGAGCGUAUCAUCCCGGCGGCCGAUCUGAGCGAGCAGCUCUCCACAGCUGGCACAGAGGCGUCCGGCACCGGCAACAUGAAGUUCAUGCUGAACGGUGCGCUCACCAUCGGCACGCUGGACGGCGCCAACAUCGAAAUGAAGGACGAGAUGGGCCAGGAGAACAUCUUCAUCUUCGGUAUGACCGUCGACGAGGUGGACGCUAUGAAGGCGCGCGGCUACAACGCCCACGAGUACUACAAUAAGCUGCCCGAGCUGCGCCAGUGCAUCGACAUGAUCAGCAGCGGCUUCUUCUCGCCGCACGACAUCAACAUGUUCAAGGACGUGGUGGACAUGCUGAUGAACCACGACCGCUUCCUGCUGUUCGCCGACUACGAGUCCUACAUCCGCUGCCAGGACGAAGUCGGCAAACUCUACAUGAACCAGGAGGCCUGGGUGCGCAAGGCCAUCAUGAACAUCGCCUCGUCGGGCAAGUUCUCCAGCGACCGCACAAUCGCCGAGUACGCUCGCCAGAUCUGGGGUGUCGAGCCCAGCUGGGAGAAGCUGCCGGCGCCGCACGAGCCUCGCGACCAGUAGACUGCCAGCGGCCGCCGGCCGCGCAGAAAUUCUAGUAGGGCCGAUCGCCGUCCGGCCGGCCCGAGUCGGCGGGCGCCGCGCCAUGCUAGUCUGUAGGAGGGGCGGUGUUCGCGCUGUGAUUAGGCUUCCAGGAUUGUUUGUUAAAUUGUUGCGUCCUGGCGCAUCCGGUCCUAGUUUGCGCGGCUAGGACAGUUUUGGUGCGUUCUCUGCCAACGGCGACUGCCAUUUUCGGAGCUCGGGGUGCGCCCCUGUCGGCGCGUUGGGCUCGCCCGCUGCUCCGCUCUAUCUCGAUGGACGUAAAUCUCGAUGUCUGACACUCUUUGCCAGUUGCAAUACACGGUCUUUGACUGCC
Amphibalanus amphitrite is the source of this 3333-nucleotide messenger RNA. RefSeq names its product glycogen phosphorylase-like. The transcript has 15 exons. Gene Ontology annotation, molecular function: pyridoxal phosphate binding; glycogen phosphorylase activity. Bases 450 to 2981 code for a protein of 843 amino acids. NCBI's taxonomy places the organism in Eukaryota, Metazoa, Arthropoda, Thecostraca, Balanomorpha, Balanidae. Gene Ontology annotation, biological process: glycogen catabolic process. The record is from RefSeq and is a predicted model, not a curated record. Gene Ontology annotation, cellular component: cytoplasm.